UCUCAAAACAAAGGAAGACGGGUCCUCGACCGCAGAGGAAGCAGGAAGCUGUGACCCUGCUCUGAGCCCAGCUGCUGGGACCUGGGGACAGCGGCAUGGAGUCCGUGGCCCUGUACAGCUUCCAGGCCACGGAGAGUGAUGAGCUGGGCUUCAACAAGGGGGACACGCUCAAGAUCCUGAACAUGGAAGACGACCAGAACUGGUACAAGGCUGAGCUGCGAGGUGCUGAGGGCUUUAUUCCCAAGAACUACAUCCGCGUCAAGCCCCACCCGUGGUACUUGGGGAGGAUUUCCCGGCAGCUGGCUGAAGAGAUUCUGAUGCAGCGGAACCACCUAGGGGCCUUCCUGAUCCGGGAGAGCGAGAGCUCCCCAGGGGAGUUCUCUGUCUCUGUGAACUACGGCGACCAGGUCCAGCACUUCAAGGUGCUGCGCGAGGCCUCGGGGAAGUACUACCUGUGGGAAGAGAAGUUCAACUCCCUGAAUGAGCUGGUCGACUUCUACCGCACCACCACCAUCGCCAAGCAGCGGCAGGUGUUCCUGCGGGAUGAGGAGCCCCUGGUCAAGGGCCCCCGGGCCUCCUUUGCCCAGGCCCAGUUUGACUUCUCCGCCCAGGACUCCUCACAGCUCAGCUUCCGCCGCGGUGACAUCAUCGAGGUCCUGGAGCACCUUGACCCCCACUGGUGGCGGGGCCGGCUUGGCGGACGCAUCGGCUUCUUCCCGCGGAGCUACGUCCAGUCGGCCAGACAUGAUGGACAAGGUCCGAGGGCAGCCCGCAGGCACAGCCACUUGGGGGACCUGGCUGCUCGGGCUCUGGUUUGUUUAGGCCCAACUUCUCCUGGGACUGGGGCUUCUGGAGCUCGGGGAAGCUGUAGGCCAGCAGGAGGUCAGGGCCACAGCUGGACUUUGAGAUCUAGCAGCAUCUGAGCCGGCACCCUGGCCUGAGCAAAGGUGUGGGGCGUCCACACGAAUGUGCCACCAGCAGCCGGUACUGAGCAGCCCCUGCCCAGGACCAGGGCACUUUGGGGAGCAGGAAGAGUGAAGGGGGGCUCCGAAAGUGCUUUGAAUGCCAGGCUGAUGGUGGAGGGGGCAGCGAGCAGCGAGGGAGGAGCCAGGAGCAGCUGGGGAUGGGGACAAGGGUCCAGUGAUGGGGACUCUCCCUCUGCCCAGAGCCGGCCAGAGCCCCUUCAAGCCCCAAGCUGCUCCUGACCUGGGCCCAUGUAUUCAAAAUAAAAACAGGAAAAUGAGUAUAAGGA
This is a messenger RNA of Hyaena hyaena (striped hyena), 1252 nucleotides long. RefSeq names its product GRB2 related adaptor protein (gene GRAP). Gene Ontology annotation, molecular function: protein binding. Lineage: Eukaryota; Metazoa; Chordata; Mammalia; Carnivora; Hyaenidae. The transcript is spliced from 6 exons. The record is from RefSeq and is a predicted model, not a curated record. The coding region runs from base 96 to 923 and encodes 275 amino acids.